GCGGGGCGGGCUCGGUUUCGACUUCGUUUGUGCGAGUAUUCACUCCGCUGCAGCGCCUCUUUUCAAUACAACAGAGCGAAGUACACUCCUUUAUCAUCGCAAGUGUUUCGCGGCGAUCUUACGACCCAGACCGGAAAAGGCAUUCAUCUACUUAGUUGGCAAUGGUCAAACGUGGCAAAAAACGAGGUGCACUGGUGCAGCCCAAUUUUGAUAGCAUCAAGCGCUUUUACGCUGUUGCGCCUUUCACUGGUGCGGAGCACGCAACUCUGCCGCCAGUGUACGCAGGUGCCUAUAGCCGACGCGCCGCAAUGAACGCUUACCACGUAGUGGGCUCGUCGCGUGACCAGAUCGUAUCGGAUGCCAUGCGCACUUUUUCUCCAUCGUCGUGCACGCAGGAGGUGACGAAUUUGUUUUUGGAAGUUGCAGCGCUCGUAUCGCUCUAUUACGACACAAAAGAACAGCUGCAGACACUGCCGGACAUAUGA
Messenger RNA from Leptomonas pyrrhocoris, 485 nucleotides. RefSeq lists its product as hypothetical. The transcript has a single exon. NCBI's taxonomy places the organism in Eukaryota, Euglenozoa, Kinetoplastea, Trypanosomatida, Trypanosomatidae. The record is from RefSeq and is a predicted model, not a curated record. Bases 162 to 485 code for a protein of 107 amino acids.